This is a messenger RNA of Chrysoperla carnea, 473 nucleotides long. RefSeq lists its product as uncharacterized. Bases 101 to 469 code for a protein of 122 amino acids. The transcript is spliced from 3 exons. The record is from RefSeq and is a predicted model, not a curated record. NCBI's taxonomy places the organism in Eukaryota, Metazoa, Arthropoda, Insecta, Neuroptera, Chrysopidae.
CAACAAAUACGAUUGAAACCUAACCCCAUUUUUCUAAUUUCAAUUUAUGUAACUCGAAAAAAAAAAAUUUUAUACAUAAUUAUUAAUAAUUAAUUAAGUAAUGUUUCGAAUACAAUGGUUAAGACGCCUGAUUAGACGAAAUACAAAACCAAUACCGGUACAAAGUGCACAAGUUUGGAAAAAUCGUUUAUCUGUGAUAUAUGCGUUAGUAGCAUGGAAUGCUUUUGGAUGUGUCCUGUAUAUGAUAUAUCAGGGCAAAAAAGAUUGGGCUGAUUAUUAUGGGUACAAGUCUGAUGAAGACAAACAACUAUCACCAGGUAAACAAUGGGCUAAGACGUUAGGAAUACCAAACGCACAAAUUGUAAGAAUCAAAGGAUUAACAGUUACUGAAACUGAUGAAUAUCAUGAAAAUACGGUUUUGUCUACGGAAAAGGAAAAUGAAUUGUUAGAAGAAGGAAAAAAUUAUUAAUUGU